Syzygium oleosum is the source of this 609-nucleotide messenger RNA. RefSeq lists its product as uncharacterized. Lineage: Eukaryota; Viridiplantae; Streptophyta; Magnoliopsida; Myrtales; Myrtaceae. The coding region runs from base 1 to 609 and encodes 202 amino acids. The record is from RefSeq and is a predicted model, not a curated record. Gene Ontology annotation, cellular component: plasma membrane. The transcript has a single exon.
AUGGCACUUGCCAAACCUUGCACUUCAACUGGGGACCCUUGGAAUGCACGCUCGAGCAUGAUGACAUGGGCAUCUUCAAUCCUGCUCGCCAUAAUCUUCCUCAUCGUGCUCGGGGUUUCGACCAUCUGGCUCACCGUCCGCCCGAGGCAGCUCCAGUUCGCCGUCAAGGACGCCCUGGUCUCUAACUUCAGCCGCAACCACAGCCGCCUCGUCACUGCCGACUUCAAUAUCAAGAUGUCGGCCAAUAACUCCAACCACCGGGUCUCGUUCUCCUACGACACCAUGAAGGUGUCCGUGAAGAGCUACGACAAAACCCUCGCGUCCGCAGACGGACCGCACUUGAUCAAUGGCAGGGACAGCUUCACGAAUUUCCAGGUGAAUCUCUCGUCGCAUAAUGUGGAGCUACUAGGGUCCACGUGGAGCGACUGGGUGGAACAAAACCGGUCAGGGGAAAUCAAGAUCGACGUGAUCAUCGAUGCGAGAGUUAAGUUCAAGGCCCUGCAUUGGAAGCAGGACCGCUGCAAGAUCCGGAUAUUCUGCGGCGAUGUGGCGGCCCACUUCCUACCGAAGGAGAGCUUCCAGUACACCGAAUGCGACGUCGAACUAUGA